Molecule: messenger RNA, 804 nt
Organism: Coprinopsis cinerea okayama7#130
Lineage: Eukaryota; Fungi; Basidiomycota; Agaricomycetes; Agaricales; Psathyrellaceae
Exons: 2
Coding region: 1-804 (267 amino acids)
Biological process (GO): regulation of DNA-templated transcription
Molecular function (GO): DNA-binding transcription factor activity, RNA polymerase II-specific; zinc ion binding
Source: RefSeq, a predicted model, not a curated record
AUGGCUGCAGCAGACGAUUCCAAUAGCCUCGACGACGAUUCAGCAGACCCACCACCUCCAGCACCACCACAACAACAACAACUAAUCCAGUCUUCUUCCCGUCUUUAUCCUCUUCUUUGCUCUCAGUCAUCUUCCCAGAUCAAUAUGUUUUCAUACUCCUCCAAGGACUUUGCCAAUCCACAGACCAGGCCAAAGCGCAGGCAGGUCAAGAACGCCUGCACUAACUGUCAAAAGGCCUGCAAGAAGUGCGACGAUGCCCGUCCUUGUCUGCGAUGCGUCAAGUAUGGCAUCUCAGAGGAGUGUGUCGACUCACAGCGCAAGGAACGCAAGAAAGGCGUCAAGAGGGGUCCGUACAAGAAGCGCGAUGGAAAAGGCAACAACGUCGACCCACGCUAUGGGUCACAGAACGGCGUCGUGCCUGCACAACAACAACCUCUGGAAUCACCAACGAAUCCACAGUUGUACCUCCCAAUUGGUUAUCCCAAUGCAUACCACAACUAUCAGCAGACUUUUGACAAGUCUCAGGACCAGUCUCUCCUUUACUCCUCUCAUUCGCAGCAUGUCAUCCCCGCUGUGAAUUCCCAACCUAACCAACUCUUGCCAGAAUCUUAUCCCACUCCCCAACCCUACUACCAGCCCCAGCUGUACUCUCCUGUGCCUGUUCACCAGCCGCCGGCCCAGUAUGUUAUCUCCUCGCAGGGGCCCAACCACAACUUUCCCGCUCUCGUCGGCACUAUGUUUCAUAAACAUAGUUCGUACGAGCACAAUCACCAAUCCGACAUGAUGCAUCUUCACCACGCCUGA